Eptesicus fuscus (big brown bat) is the source of this 915-nucleotide messenger RNA. It is a transcript of the gene TBCA, whose product is annotated as tubulin folding cofactor A. The transcript is spliced from 4 exons. Gene Ontology annotation, cellular component: cytosol; microtubule cytoskeleton. Gene Ontology annotation, molecular function: beta-tubulin binding. The coding region runs from base 105 to 431 and encodes 108 amino acids. Gene Ontology annotation, biological process: post-chaperonin tubulin folding pathway; tubulin complex assembly. The record is from RefSeq and is a predicted model, not a curated record. NCBI's taxonomy places the organism in Eukaryota, Metazoa, Chordata, Mammalia, Chiroptera, Vespertilionidae.
GCGGGGCCGCGGUGACUCCGCCGACGCGACCGCCUCCUCCGCGCGCGCUCGCAGCACGGUUACCCCGACUCUCUGCCCCUCCUUCCCGCGGCGCUCGAGGGACCAUGGCCGAUCCUCGCGUGAGACAAAUCAAGAUCAAAACCGGCGUGGUGAAGCGAUUGGCCAAAGAAAAAAUGAUGUAUGAAAAAGAAGCAAAACAACAAGAAGAAAAGAUUGAAAAAAUGAAAGCUGAAGAUAGUGAAAAUUAUGCCCUUAAAAAGCAGGCAGAGAUCCUGCAAGAGUCCCGGAUGAUGAUCCCAGAUUGCCAGCGCAGGUUGGAAGCUGCAUAUACUGAUCUUCUGCAGAUAUUAGAGAAUGAAAAAGAAUUGGAAGAAGCUGAGGAAUAUAAAGAAGCACGUUUAGUUCUGGAUUCAGUGAAGUUAGAGGUCUGAAGCUUUUUUGUACAGGGUGCUUUUUUGCAAUUAAUCCUGGGAUUCAUUCCACAAUUAAUUAGUUUUGACCACUGCUGUGUGUUCAAGUAGGAUGAGAAUGUGAUUCUUUUUAUGCAGUUGCUUAUAUUUUUCUUUGCCUAAUUUAAUGUGUCAAAUAAAUGAAUUCGUCUAAUAAAAUUGUUUAUUUUAUACUUUUUUACAAAAUAUUUUAAUUAACCUUUCAUUAUUAAAUCACAGACUUUUUUGACACAAUUAAAAUCUGUUCGGUUGGUUCAUAAGCGUGGCUUGAGUUAAAAACAGGUAUCGGUACCAUUUUAUUUUUUUAGACAAAAAUCCAAAAAAAGAUUUUUUUGGAAUUUUAUUAUUUUUAUUCACUGUUGUACCUAUAAUAACAAUGCCUGGCAUAGGGAAAAGAAGUAAAAAUAAUACAUAUUUGAAAAAUAAAUAAUACAUAUUUGGUGAAUAAAUGCAUGAACUAACAUCA